AUGGACCUGAAUCCAGCCAGGAGCCCAGACCUCAAUAAGAGCCCCAACAUGACCCCCAAUCCAGACAUGGGCCUCUCCCCAGCCCUGGGCACAGCCCUGAGUCCCAACACGAGCGAGCCCCUGGCUCCCAAUGCGGGCAGCGUGCCCAGGCCGGCCUCUAGUGGAGCCCUGCCUCCGUCCUUUGCCCUGGCUCCAGCUCCCAUGGGGAGUGACGAGGAAAACCUGGGUCCAGAGGGCGGCUCUCGGCACAGCGUGGAUCCCCACAUUGCUCUGACCUCCACCACCUUCCAGAUGCCCACCUCCAACAAGGCGGGUGGCAUGGAGUCAAGCAGCAUCUCUAGUCCCAGGUUCACUAUCAUCCCUGCCCCAGCCCCCAGCACGGCUCUCAUGGCAGCCUUAAAUGAUCCAGCGGCCAACCAGACUUCCAGCCCCACUUCCAAUGUAAUGGUCGCCCCAGGCCCCCACCUGAACCCUCUCCCAGGCAAAGAGGCCGACGGCGCCAGUCCCGGCUCCAACGGGCCCUUCCCACCAAAGCUAUCUUCCCUCCCUGCAAAUAAAAGCCCCAGCACCCACAGGGCCUCGGACUUAAAUUCCAAUAGCCCCCCCAAGGCAGCCAAGCUGAGCCACAGCCCGAGCCUGACUUCUGGAAAGACCUUGAGCCAUGGUUUUGACACCAUUUCCAUGAUGGGCUCUCCCACCACUCACCCGCUGAGCUCUGACCUAACCCCAAGUCCGACCUUCCAAAGGAACCCAGGGAUGGAAAAUGUCUCAAGGCCAAACUCCAACCUAGCCCUCUGGCCCUUCUCCAACACGACCCCCAGUCCUGGCUCCAGGAGGUCCCUGGGGACGGGAAUGGGCAACAUCUCCAGGUCCAGCUCCAGUGCUGCCCUGUCCCCACCCUCAAGCCCCAGCUCCAAGAAGACCAUGAACAUGGGAAUGGGCAACUCCAACGCGGCCCCAAAUUCUGCCUUGGACAACAAAACCCUUUCAGAUGCCAAUGUCGCCAGACCCAACUCACUCAUGGCCCUCGCACCCAGUACCUGCAUGUCCCUGGUGGUGGAUAACAGCCACGACAGGAGGGCCGACGUAGGCUGUAUCCUGACAGACACUUCCUGCGUGACCCUGACGAGCAACCUGGAUGACAGAGAGGACUUCAGAGUGUCCGCUGGCUAUAGCAGCCAGACAGCAGAACUCAAGAGGAAAAUGGAAACUGGCAUUCCCAUGAUGCUCCAAGUCCCUCGGAUGUCCACCUUUGAAGAUACCUACAUCUAUCAUACCAUACCUGACGAGAACAGGACUGACAUUGAGAGAAGACAAGAGCAGCAGCAGCCGGAGGAUGAGAAGAAGCAGCUGAUAAGGAAGAUGAUGAAGCAAAUCCAGGAAGAGCCCACAGAUAUGCUUUCCAGCCCCACCCGGCAGCAGACACUGGUAGCCCUGGCCCACAUGAGUAACAAGCACCUGUACCUGGGAGCAAAGGAGAGAAAGGAGCUGCUAGCCAUCUGUGUGAAGAGCGUGUUCUCCUUGCCCUCAGUGCAGACCAUGCAGGAGCAGGAUAGGACCAAUGCUGACUUGGUGCAGACAUUGUUUGUUCAGACACUGGAUGCCCUUCACACAUUGAUGAACUCUCUCUUCUUAGAAGAUCCUACCCCUGCUGGCCUAACUAACCUUUUGGAGGUGAGAAGGGGGGUUCAAGGAGAUUCUGACAUAGGACAAGUUAGAGGCAAUGGAAGGACCAGGGAGAAGAGUUUUUGGAGAUGGCCCCUGGGACCCUGGAUGACAUCAUCAAAGGCCCAUGAGAGAGCAAGAGCUGUGAACAGCAAUGUCUUCCUGCUAACCUGCGUGCUUCACACUCACUGUUUCUUUACCAGCUCCGUAGAACAAAUCCUGAGCUCCCCUACGGAGUCUAAGGGAAGCCUGACCUUGGAGAACAACCAAAGGAGCUAUUUUACAAUGUUUGGCUUCCCCAUGUUCGGUCUUCUGCUCGGACGGCUCAUUCUUCGUAUCUGCGACCCAGAUGAAGACAUCGGCUACGAAGCCCUGGAUGGCAUCAUCAUCCUUUACACCAUCCUGGAGCUCCAGAAGAGAUACAUGGACAAGGAAGAAACCAACAAGCUGGAGCUGUAUGAGAGCAAUAAGCGGUUUUUAGGUCCCUACAACCCCGUCAGUCCUUGCCAAAACAUCUUGAGAGUGAUCUCGGAAUUUGGAGACUUUCUUGGACCCCAAGAAGUAAAAGACCUGCUCCUGGCUGCCUUGGAAGGCCUGAGGGAUGACCAGGAGACCCCUGCAAAGGACACAGCAGAGAUGAUGCAGUUGGCAUCUGAGGUCACCCUGAGCUCGGUUCUGGAGUGGUAUAGACACAGGGUACUGGAGGUGAUUCCAGACAUCAUGAACGGCAUCUAUGUGCACCUCAGUGCCAUCCAUGAGCUGCGAGCCCGAGAAGUUGCCCUCUUGCCCAUCUCCCUUUUGGCCAGUUCCUUCAUGACUGAAGUGGUUGUUGCUCUGCUCAUGUGUCCCCUCCCACUGGACAGCAAUGGGGCAGAGAUGUGGAGGCAGCUAAUUCUUCGGAAACCCAGCUGUGACAUUCGGGACCUUCUGGAGCUGCUCCUGACAAGUCUGAAAGAGAAGCCCAUUACCAAGAAGGGCCGGGCCUCCAUUGUACCCCUGGCGGCAGCCAGUGGCCUCUGUGAGCUCCUCUCUGUCAACAGCUGCGUGGGCCGAGUAAGACGCAUCUAUCCCCAGUUGCUCCUUGCCCUGUUGGUCCAGGUCCAUUACCACAUUGGCCUGAACUUGCCUGGCAACAACACUAGCAUCAGGGAUAGCUCAGGCUCCAUCUUUAUCCCUGUCCGGUGGGUGGUCAAAGUGGUCAAGACCCUCUUGUUGAAGAUGGGGUGUUCUUACGAAGCUGCCCUGCUGGAGAGCCAAGGAGGCUGGGAGCUCAUGGGCCAGGCUGAGCAUCACCACCGGGGAGUAUCUCUGCUGGCCAGGGCCAUGGUGCAUUAUUCCUGCCAAGAACUCUGUCGGGUGCUUUAUCUACUGAUCCCACUCCUGGAAAGAGGAGACGAGAAGCACAAGAUCACAGCCACUGCCUUCUUUGUGGAGCUCCUUCGAAUGGAGCAGGUGAAGAGGAUUCCCGAGGAGUACUCCCUGGGCCGAAUGUCCGAGGGCCUGGCCAACGAAGACCCCAUCAUGAAGGUGCUCUGUAUCAGGGGCUUGGUCAUUCUGGCCCACAGGUCCGAAAAGUUGAGGAAACUGAAGAAUAAAGAGAUUAAGUUUUCACCAUCAUCCUCAACGUCCUCGAGACAAAACACAGACCAAUUAUGUAGUGACAAAAUCCAGGCUCUUCUGCCCUCCAUGAUGAAGGGCCUGCAGUGGGUGGACGGCUUGCUGGCAGUGGAGGCCGUUAGCAACGUCAAGACCAUCCUGAAGUGUCAGGAUAAGAAGUCGAGCGACAUCACCAUUUACCUGGAAAUCCUGCAGAUUCUCCAGCCUCACUUCAAUGAUAAUAGGGAAGAGGUACGUUUGACAGCCAUCACCCUCUUCGGUAAGGUGGUCCGGCUACUGCGUAGCCCCUGCAUGCCCCUCACAGAGCAGCAGUUGGUGAACUGCCUGGUACCUCUGAUCCUGCAGCUGCAGGAGGGGAACCCCACCGUGGGCAAGAAAUGUAAGAAGACGUUGUCGUACUGCUGCUACCAUAUGGCCUGGGUCUUGCCAAAAAUGACAUAUAGCAGAAAGCCUUGGGACAUCAGUCAGCAGACUGCGGCCAAGAUCUGCAAGUACUUGGUGAACACCCACCCUGACAGCGCCCUCGUGUUCCUGUCCCAGAGCCUGGAAUACACCAAGAGCCCUCGGCCUGCCCUCCGGAGGAGCGCAGUCACAUUUAUAGGGGCCCUGGUACCCUGCAUGGAAGGCAUGCUGACGGAGGAACUCCUAAAUGAAGUGAAGAUGAGCCUGGAGGCCCUGAGGCACGACUCCGAAGCUUCCGUGUGCAUUUUUGCAGCCCAAGCUCAGGACCACAUCUUAGCCAGCUGCUGGCGGAACUCCUGGCCCCUUCCCCGGGGCGACGCUUGGGUCUGUGACCCGGCCACCAACCACCGAUGGAACUCCAGCAAAGAGAACCUCCCUACCUCCCAUCACCGAGGGGCCUGGAUUUUGGACUCUCUAAGGGUCUGGAAGAAGACUUUAAAGUAGCAAGCGGCAGCUGC
Molecule: messenger RNA, 4202 nt
Organism: Dromiciops gliroides (monito del monte)
Lineage: Eukaryota; Metazoa; Chordata; Mammalia; Microbiotheria; Microbiotheriidae
Gene: MROH7
Product: maestro heat like repeat family member 7
Exons: 22
Coding region: 1-4188 (1395 amino acids)
Biological process (GO): regulation of DNA-templated transcription
Cellular component (GO): cytoplasm
Molecular function (GO): transcription coregulator activity
Source: RefSeq, a predicted model, not a curated record